AAGAAAGAUUAAGAACUUGUGCAGAUGAUACAGGCUGAUUGGCGGAAAAGUGAUGAUGAUCAUGAGUCAGCGGCCUUUAAAUCUCGUGUGACAGAAGACAAGGCAAACCGCUUCUAAUUUCUGUUGUUAGUUUGAGAAUUUAUUUCAUUGCUUCACAUAGUAAUCUGACAAAACGGUGUUUAUCAAUUAGGAGACGAAUGUAAUACUGUAGGGCAAGAUUUUUAUAUGAUGGUAAUGAAUCAAGGGGGUUUACAAAGUUCUGUGUUGCUAUCGGUCCCGCGGUUGUUGUGAAUCAUCGUUGAUCUCUGGAACUUUAUCGUUAGUUGAGGAAAGUCCGGAACAUUUGUUGGGGGGCUAGACAGAAAUUCCUGGUAGUGAGGUUGGACAUGUUCUUUCGUGUUCCGAUUCUACUCUGUUAGUAUCCGUAAUAGUUUGCACGUGUCAAGAUUAAUCAUUUGCUGAAAAACAUUUAUUUGUGUUUUGUGACUGUCGUAUAUUGGCAGUGACAGCAGAAGACAACACAGCUGAUGGACAGAAGCAUUAGUUCCCGCAGCUGAGCAAAGUAUGUGAAAUUCCUGUUCUUCAAAUUAAAGGACUGUAGUAGCAGUAUUGAAAUAUCAAGGGUAACGCCGCAAGUGCAGGAUGAAUGCUGCUAGGGCAGCCCAGAAAGUCUGUAGGCUAAAUGUGAAUGGUACCACGGUGUCAGGAGAAGGGGCAACAGAGGAAGAAGCAAGAGAGAAUGUCCUUAAAAAAGUUAAAGAAAUGGUCCGUCAUUCGCCUGUUUCUCCAUCUGGUGCGAUGCUAUCAGUGGAUAUGAACUCGACACACUUCGGAUCAGGAAGACCAGCAAAUGUAAAUAUGGUUGGAAGACUCCAAGAGUUUUGUGUAGCUAAGCAUUGGCCUCUUCCUGUAUACAAUUUAGUAAACGCUCAAGGCCCUUCACAUAUGCCUCAUUUUCACAUGAUGUGCAGUGUCAGAGAUUUUGUGGCAGUGGGUGAUGGUAAAACCAAGCAAGAAGCAAAACACUCCGCUGCCAAGAAUCUUAUGGAUUUGAUUAGAGAAGCUGGGAACCCAGACCGAGGAUCAGUCCCUGUGGGUCGAGUUCCUCCUCUGUGUGCACCAGUACUGGUAAGUCGUCAGGUGGACAUUGUAUACAGAGAGCGACGAAAGUUCCAGAGUCCACAUUUACAGGCAGUGCCAGUCUUUGAAGACUACCGUGAAACUUCUCCUUUGCGUAAUCAGCCACUCCUUGCACUAAAAGGGAAAGAAGACAGGGAUAGAUGCUCUUCUGCUGAAAGAGUACCUCGUCCCAUAAGUGAAGCAACAGAAUGCAGUAGAGAGCCAAUACCAUUACCCUCUGUUGAAGACUACUUAUGUGGACGUUUCCAGGAUCAGUUGAAAGUUACUGAUCAGAACUGAGAAAAGAAGCCUGCAUUUUACUAUGUAUAUUUUGUGCAGAUUGUGUCUGUGCGAGAUAUAAAUUCAUUUUGAAGCAAGAAAUUGUUACACAGUUGACAUUCUCACAUUGUAAUGAACAGAGUUUAUAAUAUAUUUUGAUGUUAAUAUUCAGUAAAAAAAUUUUAGUUAAAGUGGAGCCUUUUUUCACAACAGAAGUUUGAAUUAUUUCCAUCUGAAAUAACUGUAAGAAGCGCAACAUUUUACGUUGCAUAGGACUCUGAUAAAACUAAACAGUCAUCAAAACGUAAGUUAAGGAAUUUCUGAUAUAAAAGUGGCUGUGUGCAGCACAACAGUGCAAUGAGUUCUAGCAGUAGGACAGAAAUGUUAUGUAAAAAAUAUAUGCUUAUUAAAAACUUAUUGCCAGUUUGUUGGCUACAUUUUUAAUGUUUUGUGUGUGUUACAUGUGUGAGAAGUUUAUAAAGUAAUUUUGAAGCCAGAGAGUUGUAUAGUUUAGGCUUCCACAUUGUACUGAAUUAUAUUUUUAAUGUAAAUAUUAAGGAAUAAAUUUUUAAUUAAA
This is a messenger RNA of Schistocerca nitens (vagrant locust), 1975 nucleotides long. RefSeq names its product RISC-loading complex subunit tarbp2-like. The record is from RefSeq and is a predicted model, not a curated record. The coding region runs from base 643 to 1419 and encodes 258 amino acids. Lineage: Eukaryota; Metazoa; Arthropoda; Insecta; Orthoptera; Acrididae. The transcript is spliced from 7 exons.